AUGGCACUCCCUAAGCCGACCUGGGGUGAGAUGCUGUAUGGCGACGAAAUGCCUGAGACGUGCGCUGCAGAACCCCGAGAUCCGGGUAUCCUAACUGUUGCGGAGACCCAAGAAGGGAUACUAAGCAUUCCCCGUGCCAGCUGGUGCGACAGAGGCGGCUGGAGUACCCACUCCGCUGCCCAGGAAGAGAGGUACAUUCGAAGGCCUCAAUCCGAUGGUGCCAACGGAGAUGACGGCCCACGCUGGUACCAGCGGGCCAUAGAAGAUUGGGCAACUCAUGUGUGGGUCCGACCACAGUCCAGAGAUCCAAUUCUAGAGCGGAGAAGAUUGACCGUGAUGUGGCUCUUGGUUGAGAGGGGGAUAGGCUUCCCCCGGGACGACAAGACUGGUUUCCCAAGCAUUGACGGAGAACGAUGGCGCCAGCUCCGCAGGUUCACCAUCACCUCCCUGAGGAAUUUUGGAAUGGGGAAGACGUCCAUGGAAAGGCGGGUGCUUGAAGAAUCUGAAAACCUGAUCAGAGCUGUGACAAAGAUAGAAGGAAAACCGUUCAAUGCCCUUAACCUCCUGGGCUGCGCUGUGGGGAAUAUUACCAGCUGUGCCCUGCUGGGGGAGCACUUUGACUAUAACGACCCAAAGUUACAGGAGCUGAUUAUAACUACAAGGAGAUUCAUCUUCAAUACCCACUCACCCUUACACGAGCUCGGAAACACUUUCCCUUUUCUCCUAAACAUCCCAAUUCUAAAGGAGAAAAUCUUCAAGGAAAGUUCUAAGUUGAUCUCAUUUGUCAAAAAGUACAUUGAGCAGCACAGAAAGAGCCUGGACCCCAGCGCUCCCCGGGAUUUCAUUGACUACUUCCUGCUGAAGAUCAAAGAGGAAGAAGCCAGGUCCGGGAGCAAUUUCAGUGAGACCAGCCUGCUGAUGACCCUCAUUGCCCUCCUUGCAGCUGGAACUGAGACUACGACCUCGACCCUCAAUUUCGCUCUUAAUGUAAUUAGCAAUUACCCAGAAGUCCAGGGUAAAGUCCAGCAGGAGAUUGAUGAAGUCACCGGGUCGCAGCGUCCUCCUGGAAUUAUGGACAGGGCACAGAUGCCAUACACCAACGCCGUCAUCCAUGAGGUACAGAGGAUCAUGGACCUCGCACCAGUGGCUCACUAUCAUGCAGUGACCAAGGAGACUCAUUUCCGAGGAUACACCAUCCCCAAGGGGACGACAGUAAUCCCGUUCAUAUCGUCAGUGCUGUCUGACCCCACCCAGUGGGAGACCCCUGAAGAUUUCAAUCCUGGGCAUUUCCUGGAUGAGAAGGGGCAGUUUCGGCUAAGAUCGGCCUUCAUGGCUUUUUCUGCAGGGAAGCGUAUCUGUGCCGGAGAGAACCUGGCCCGCAUGGAGCUCUUCCUGCUCUUCACUUCUCUGCUCCAGAAAUUCACCCUCACCCUCCCACCGGGGACAGAACCUCAGGACUGUAGGAAACUCAAGCAGAACAAGUUUAAAACUCUGUUUCUCUCCCAUAUUUGUGCUGAACCUAGGUCCUCCACAGCCUAAGCAGAGGAGGUGCGAGGCACCAAGGCCAAAGAAUAGGAGGCGUGACUGCUCCAGUUUUG
Bufo gargarizans (Asiatic toad) is the source of this 1598-nucleotide messenger RNA. RefSeq names its product cytochrome P450 2C15-like. Lineage: Eukaryota; Metazoa; Chordata; Amphibia; Anura; Bufonidae. Gene Ontology annotation, biological process: xenobiotic metabolic process. The transcript is spliced from 8 exons. Gene Ontology annotation, cellular component: cytoplasm; intracellular membrane-bounded organelle. Bases 1 to 1539 code for a protein of 512 amino acids. Gene Ontology annotation, molecular function: iron ion binding; oxidoreductase activity, acting on paired donors, with incorporation or reduction of molecular oxygen, reduced flavin or flavoprotein as one donor, and incorporation of one atom of oxygen; heme binding. The record is from RefSeq and is a predicted model, not a curated record.